CAAAUUAGAUACAUUAUUCUUCUAUCCACUUAUUCGUAUUGCGCAAAACAGUUUCCAUGUUUAAAUAAAAAUGAUUCUUCAGUUCAUAAAUCGUUUUCACCUGCCAACCAUGCGUUAAGUCCAAUAGUUUCACAAAGAAAAUUUCAUUGCAAAGACAAUGAGUGAGCUUUAGAAUGAAUAUUUCACUUGAAAAACUUGUUAAUAAUCAAAGAAAAUCAUCACUUGUUGCUCUUGAACAUAUAUAAGGAGUAUGGGGAAAGAUUUAUCGUUAACAUAUAUCUGAUUUUCAGUCGUCUGUAGUUUGGAAUUGUUUUGACUAUGGGUAAUCUAAACAAGGAUUAUCAGUGGAGAAUUAGUGUAUUGAUGAGUGCAGCUGUUUUCUUAAUUCUUCUUCCAUUGAUUUAUGUAGUCUUCGGAUCCAAUUCAUCACUAGCUAAUACUACAAGGAUGAACAAAAUUUUGAAUUGGAGUAAUGGUAGGAACAACAAAAGUUUAAGCAACCACCAAUUUGUUGAAGAAGUUCAAGGAGAUCCUGCUACAGAUUUACUUGUACGAAGAUUAGUACGAGGAAGAGAUUUAAUCAAACUCGACGCAACUGGCUUCUCGUGUGAUUUAUCUGUCAACUCCGAUGUAUGUGUUUCUAAAGAGCCUAUAAGAAUUGAUAUGCGAUCCAUGACUGUAUAUCUCUCACCCAAGCAGUCACUUCCUUCAAUGAAUUGGACUCUCCGGCCAUAUGCCAAUAAGCAAGCCAGUGAAACAAUGAGUUUUAUCCGGAAGGUGGAAAUACUUCGCGGUAUAGAAGACAAGCCACCGCCUCCAUGUGAUGUGACUCAUAACGUCUCGGCAGUCAUAUUCUCUACAGGUGCCUUCUCAGGGAACGUGUUCCAUGAAUUCAGUGAAGUGAUCAUUCCGUUGUUCUUGACAACCUACCACUUCCGGUCUCAACUCCAAUUUGUAGCUGUUGACUACGAGGCAUGGUGGGUGUCCAAGUAUAACCACAUUUUAACCCACUUGUCAAACUACAAUGUAAUGGAUUCUGUCAAAGAUGGGAAGGUGCACUGCUUCCCUGGAGCUGUGAUGGGUCUGAAGUACCACGACAAACUCGCCUGUAACACUAGUGAAAUCCCAGGCGGAUACUCCGCCAAGAACUUCACGAAAUUCAUAAGAGAUUCAUUUAGUUUGAAGAUAAACCAUGUGAUGGAGAUUGAAAAUCCUGUUCUUAUGAUAAUUUCGCGUAAGAGGACAAGAGUCUUGCUGAAUGAAAAUGAGAUUGUGGCCUUGGCAACUGAAUUAGGCUUCCGAGUAAUCACUGUAGCACCGGAUCAAAUGUCGAACUUGAACGUACUCUCUCAUCAAAUAAACUCGUGCAGUGUGCUAUUGGGAGUCCAUGGUGCAGGUCUUACUAAUGAACUGUUCUUGCCAGAAAGAGCAGUGAUGCUGCAGGUGGUUCCACUAGGACUGGAGUGGGCAUCUGCAGCCUACUAUAGUGAUCCAGCAAAGCAGAUGGGUUUAACUUAUUUGGAGUACAAAAUAAAUCCAGAAGAGAGCUCGCUUUUAGAGAAGUACGGUAAAUACCAUCCGGUCAUCACAGAUCCAGCGGCUAUACACAAGCAAGGUUAUCUUGCUUUAAGAGCUGUCUAUAUCGAUGGGCAGAACGUCACAGUUAACCUUUCGAGGUUUAGAGGAACCCUGGUGCAAGCCACCAAACUGAUCCGAAGGUCAACUCCAUAAAGUAAAGUAAGAAAACUAAUGUAUGGAGUUUGUUCUUUUUUUUCUGAAUAUGGGGGUUUACGCGCCUUCAACUAGCUAUAGAGCUCUGUUCUAAAAUAUUUUUCUAAUCUUAAUAAAUCAUACUCAUGUAAUUAACCGUA
This is a messenger RNA of Papaver somniferum (opium poppy), 1871 nucleotides long. Its product is annotated as EGF domain-specific O-linked N-acetylglucosamine transferase-like. Gene Ontology annotation, molecular function: glycosyltransferase activity. The record is from RefSeq and is a predicted model, not a curated record. The transcript is spliced from 3 exons. Bases 319 to 1731 code for a protein of 470 amino acids. NCBI's taxonomy places the organism in Eukaryota, Viridiplantae, Streptophyta, Magnoliopsida, Ranunculales, Papaveraceae.